This is a messenger RNA of Phytophthora sojae, 540 nucleotides long. RefSeq lists its product as hypothetical. The annotation marks the transcript as partial. Lineage: Eukaryota; Oomycota; Peronosporomycetes; Peronosporales; Peronosporaceae. The record is from RefSeq and is a predicted model, not a curated record. Gene Ontology annotation, molecular function: histone H3K79 methyltransferase activity. Gene Ontology annotation, biological process: DNA damage checkpoint signaling; regulation of transcription regulatory region DNA binding; DNA repair. The transcript is spliced from 2 exons. Gene Ontology annotation, cellular component: nucleus.
GUUCAUGACGCUGUGUCAAGUUUGUAUGCCUCGGCCUUGCGUCAACCCGUCCAUGCGCCGGAUUGUCAUGCUGGUGAGAUUUCGCCAACUGGGGUUUCAGCAAUACUGGCAGUCAUUCCAACGCUUACAAUCGCCGAAACUUUUGUUGACUUUGGAUCUGGGAUCGGCAACGUGGUUGCACAAGUGGCAUUGGAGACUUGUGUUGGGAGAUGCAUCGGGAUUGAGUUCCAGGACAACUUGGCAAACAUAGCGAUGAGCCCAGCCGUACGCGAGGAUAUUGACGGGUGCAGUGUUUUAUUUGCGAACAAUAUCGUUUUCGAGCCUACAAGUUUUGCGGCGCUGGAGGACUUUGCAUCUUCAGCAGCAGGUUUGGUCCACGUCGUUGUCAUGGCAACAAUUUGCGGCGGGCACCGCCCAACCUGCCCGCGCAAUUUCUGCUCUGUCUGGACGCUCCGACAGCGUAUCGACGUUCAAGUGUCUUGGUCUUCCCAGCUUCAUCACGCAUACUGGUACACCAGGGUUGUAGAGCCCUACAUCUAA